Molecule: messenger RNA, 1066 nt
Organism: Notothenia coriiceps (black rockcod)
Lineage: Eukaryota; Metazoa; Chordata; Actinopteri; Perciformes; Nototheniidae
Product: sulfotransferase 1C1-like
Exons: 3
Coding region: 112-519 (135 amino acids)
Molecular function (GO): sulfotransferase activity
Source: RefSeq, a predicted model, not a curated record
UUAAUAGAACAACCUGGCAACCCAAAAGUCAAUGACUUAUGAUAGAUAUGCAAAUAAGUACAUAAAAAAACAACUUAACUUUUACUGGCCUGUUACCAUGAACAAUGAUUGAUGCAUUUUGUCUCUGCAGUGGCGUGGGGCUCGUGGUACGACCAUGUGAAAGGUUACUGGAAGGAGAGAGAGAAGAGGAACAUCCUGUACCUCUUCUAUGAGGACAUGAAAGAGAAUCCUCGGCGCGAGGUGGAGCACAUCAUGAAGUACCUGGACCUGUCGCUCUCGGAUGAGGUCAUCAGCCGGAUUGUGGAGCUCACUUCUUUUGAGAUAAUGAAGGAGAACCCCAUGGCCAACUACUCCUGCAUCCCAACGCAUGUUUUUGAUAACUCCGUCUCCCCCUUCAUGAGAAAAGGUCAAGUGGGGGAUUGGAGAAACCAUUUCACACCCGAGCAAUCAAAGAUGUUUGCCGAAGAUUAUGACAAGAAGAUGAAGGACGUCAAUAUACCAUUUAGGACCCUCAUCUAAAGGAUGUUGGGUUUUAUACCAAACUAAUGCCGCCUUAUAAACCAAAGAAUGACGUACUGAUUCAGGGAAGACAGAAAUACUGUCAGAAAAUUUGACAGGAGCUCAAAACCAAACCAGCAGAGUAAAAAUAAAUAAGUUUCAGCUCAGGUGUUAAUUGCUAGUGUUUAGAUUAAGAGGAAAACCAUUCAAAAGUAUGUUUAAAGAAUAAAUAAAAAUGCGCUCCGUGAUACAAGGACGUGAGUUUUUAAUCAUCACUUUAUUGCAGCUUAUCACGUAAACAAUAUAUAAGACCAAAAGUGUUGUGACUGAGUGGACAUGCCCAUUUUAUGACAUGACACCUCCAACAGUCUGUUUGCAUAGAGCCCGUAGAGAGCACUUGCAGCUGGAGGCAUGUGCUUUUUCUGCCCAUAUGAAGUCCUUUUGCAACCCUACACCACACUGUACAAAGCCCAGCCAGAGAAGGGAGGCUGCACGAGACACGAGCAACAAAGACUAGAAUAAAAGUAAUGAGCUGGAAAGUCAAUCAUAUGAAAAUGGACAGAGGACA